Molecule: messenger RNA, 3619 nt
Organism: Thunnus maccoyii (southern bluefin tuna)
Lineage: Eukaryota; Metazoa; Chordata; Actinopteri; Scombriformes; Scombridae
Gene: vat1l
Product: vesicle amine transport 1-like
Exons: 9
Coding region: 278-1519 (413 amino acids)
Molecular function (GO): zinc ion binding; oxidoreductase activity
Source: RefSeq, a predicted model, not a curated record
ACCAGCAGAUGGUGCAUUUCAUACUUUAGCCCGCUGCAUGCAAAGAUAUACCAAUUAUAGCCUCGCCAUGGCAACCUUUAUUUCAAUUAUACGGGGCUUCUGUCUGUCACUGGAAUGUAAAAAAUGUGAUUAUUCAGGAUUGCGUUUUCGCAUGAGUAAAUGAAGUGUGUGGGUCAGCAGGCAUCCUGCCACACAGCGCCUGUGUGCAGGCUGCACAACACCACAUCACUCUGAGCCCCCGAGGAGGAGCAGAGAGGCGCAGCAGCUGGGCUUCGACAUGGCUAAAGAAGGAGCAGAUAUGACGGAGGAAACCGAGUACAUGAUUGACAAAAAUGUGGGGAAAGAAACAGAAAACGUGGAAUCGUUCGGCGAUGCCAAAGAAAUGCGAGCGGUGAUAUUAUCAGGUUUUGGAGGUCUGAACAAACUCAGGGUGACCAAGAAGGCAAUGCCCGAGCCUCAGGAUGGUGAAGUGAAGAUCCGCGUCAAAGCAUGUGGUUUGAAUUUCCUGGAUCUGAUGGUACGUCAGGGGACUAUCGAUAGUCCUCCAAAACCUCCUCUUGUUCCUGGGUUUGAAUGCUCUGGAAUAGUAGAGUCAGUGGGGGAAAACACAAAGGGAUUUGAGAUAGGCGACAGAGUUAUGGCUUUUGUGAAUUACAAUGCCUGGGCAGAAGUUGUUUGCACACCAGUGGAGUUUGUCUACAAGUUGCCAGAUGAAAUGACUUUUGCAGAGGCUGCAGCGUUCUCUCUGAACUUUGUUGCCGCCUACAUGAUGCUCUUUGAGGUUGCCAAUCUGCGAGAGGGGAUGUCAGUGCUGGUCCACUCAGCAGGAGGUGGUGUAGGUCAAGCUGUGGCUCAGCUGUGCUCCACUGUACCUAAUGUCACUGUCUUUGGGAUCGCCUCAUGUUUCAAACACGCAGCCAUCAGAGACUCUGUGACUCACCUCUUUGACAGAAAUGUUGAUUAUAUACAAGAAGUCAAAAAGAUCUCUCCAGAUGGAGUGGACAUCGUGUUGGACUGCCUGUGUGGGGAGAACACAGGGAAAGGCCUGAGUCUGUUGAAGCCAUUAGGAACUUACAUCCUCUAUGGCGCGUCAAACAUGGUAACUGGGGAAACAAAGAGUUUCUUCAGCUUUGCAAAAUCUUGGUGGCAGGUGGAGAAGGUGAACCCUAUUAAACUAUACGAGGAGAACAAAGUCAUUGCAGGAUUCUCGCUCCUCAAUCUCCUCUUCAAACAGGGCAGAUGUAGUCUUGUGAAAGCAGUAAUGGACAAACUCUUGUGUCUCUAUGAGCAAAAGAAGAUCAAGCCAGUAGUGGACUCUCUAUGGGCGCUGGAGGAGGUUAAAGAGGCCAUGCAGAGAAUUCAUGACAGAGGCAACAUAGGAAAACUCAUUCUGGAUGUUGAGAAGACUCCUACCCCUCUGAUGGCCAGCGACAGCACAGAGACCAGUGAAGCAGGGGAGGAAGAAGAGGAGCCUGAGGGAGACAAUGACAGCAAGGAGCGGAUGCCUUUCAUCCAUUAGACCUAACAAACCCCUCUGCAACACGCCUAUAGAGACUGGAGACGCUACACAGAUUCACCAGAGGAUCACGAUGACAAACGAGUGUUGUGCAGUAUGUGUGUAUGUAUGUAUGCAUGUGCUGUAUGCAUGUAUGUACAGAAUGUGUUUGUGCUUCUUGUCUGUUACUUAUUGUUUCUGUCAGAUAGCAAGUUUGGGUAAAUUAAGACUGACAACAAGUGCCAUUCUCAGAAUAGUGUUAUUAUAUAAUUUACUGUAUUAUGAAGUAAUUUUUUUGCUAGUCAAAUCUGUGAUUAGGUCUGUGUCCAUUUUACAGUUAACUGCAUCUGCCAGUCCCUCAAUUUUUUAUCAAAUUUAUCAGUUAAUUGAAUUUCCAGCAGAUUUAAUAUGCAUUGAAACCUGCUGACAUGCUGUUAUUAGUUUAAAAAUAGUAACUAGUAAAUCAAACAAGUGUCAUAUACUAUAACAACUUAAACAUGUCUAAACAUUUCACAAGAUAGGAAAAUGUGUUAUGUUAAAUCCCCCCCUUGUCCUCAAUGAUGACAGAUGAAGUUUGAGAAAAUGACUCCAAUGUUUUCCUGCAUCUGACCAUGGAAAUUAAUCAGUGAUUCACAUUCUCAUAUUACAACAGCAAUGUGUAAGACAGGAGAGGUAGAAAAGUCUGUGUGUAGAUAUUUGCAUGAUAUUUAGUAUUCUUAGGUGCCAAUCUUGUAAUAUUUUGGGAUCACCAGUGCCUUUGAGCUGCAAACACUGUACCACUGUUGAGUGUUUGAUACUUGAAAUGCUUUCCUCGUGUGAAGUUCACUUUGAACAAACCAACAAAACAAGUAUUUUCAAAAGUAUGAAAGCUGAUACGUACAUAAUUAAAAACUAUUCAUAACCUGGUCUUAAAAUGUAGUAAGUUGAUAAUGUGGUGCCAUCAUGGCUCUAUUUAUGUUGUGAGUUAUUAGAUUGCGGACACAAAAUUGUAUUUUCAUAUCUCUGACUAAAAUAUGUGACCCCAGAUAGGGUUACAUGUAUGUUAAGGCUACAAACAUUGUAAUUUUCUUAAACAUGGGGAUAAAACAAAGCUGCAUAUGAGUUUCAAAAGGUUAAAUUCAUAUCUGUGUCAAAAUCUUGCAGAAUAUAUGGAUAAAAGAGACACUGAGAUAAAUCAGUAAAGUCUGAUAUGUCUUAGAGGAGGAUCAAGAAGUGGUCAGUCAGACUGUGAGCAGUCGAAGGUUUUCUUGUCUGACCAAAGUUGUUUACUUGCUGGUGCCUCAAAACAAAAGUGCCAUAAGACUCCAAGAUAAAUUAUUUUUAGAAUGAAAGCUGGUGUAUAAAGGCAGGGCGAUUUAAGUCUGAGCAACACUGUGUAUUACUUUAUUUGUGUGAAGAUAUUAUGCCCUCUGCUUUACUCCAGAUCUGUGAGUUGUUAAUCAAAUGCAGGAAAAGAACAGUUGACAAGAAAUACACACACCCUGAUGAUUUAGAUGACUGAUCUUUCUUUAGCCUUGCACAUUUAGUGUGUUUUAUACUGUAUCAGUCAUUAUUUAUCACUUUACUUGAAUUGUUAAAAUGAAACCAGAGUAUACAACAAGAAGUAGUUUCUCAACUGUAAAAAAAACAAUAAAACAAGUCAAUGCUUUGUAAUCAAGCCAUUUUAAGAAAUUUCUAAAAAAAAUAUGAUCAACCCAGUUAGAGCAAAACUAACAGGAGUAAACACUGCUUGCCUCUAAGUUGAAUGAUAGACAGUGUUAAUGGGUAUAGUAAAGUAAUGAAGUAAAUUAUUUUAGAAGUUAAUUUCUAGGCCUGGUAAUAAGGUUAAUGAUGUUUAGACACUUUGGAAAUACAUCUCAAUUAUAAUAUCAUAAAUAUCAUGUGUAAAUGUGUGUGUGUGUCUGUGUGAGAGAGUGAGAGACUGCAUGUUUUUUGUGUGUUUAUUCAUAUUGCCUUGUAAAAAAGAAAAACAUAAAGAAGUGUUUAGCACUGUAAUGUUUUUACAAAUUUCCUUUUUAACUAUGGUUUACCUGUGGUCGUACAUUUUUGUCAAGUUUUGUUAUCUUUUGUUGUGCACUUUCUGUUUACUUGAAUAAAUUUAUCUGCAAAGUAUUCUGUGAGAAA